Molecule: messenger RNA, 1533 nt
Organism: Lathyrus sativus (Indian pea)
Lineage: Eukaryota; Viridiplantae; Streptophyta; Magnoliopsida; Fabales; Fabaceae
Source: the annotation of a GenBank genome assembly
AUGAGCAAAGAAGAAUUUCUGAAGAUACAGAAAUCUGUUCUUAAAGUGAACAUACACUGUGACGGAUGUAAACAUAAAGUGAAGAAAAUCUUGCAGAAAAUUGAUGGGGUGUUUACGACUGAGAUCGAUGCAGAACAGGGGAAGGUGACGGUUUCCGGGAAUGUAGACCCAAACAUUCUCAUCAAGAAGCUUGCAAAAUCGGGAAAACACGCAGAGUUAUGGAGUGUACCCAAACCAAACAACAAUAACAACAACCAGAACAAUCUUGUUAGUCAGUUAAAGAACAUGCAAAUUGAUAAUGGUAAAGGUGGUGGAAACAAGGACAACAACAAAGGUCAGAAUCAGAACCAGAAGGGUGGGAAUAGUAACCAGCCCAAAGGUGUUCCACCAGGGUUAAAUCCUCAGCAGGUGCAACAACUUCAGCUUCAGCAACAGUUGCAGCAACUGCAACAGAUGAAAGGGUUUCAAGAUCUGAAUAUGCCACAGUUUAAGGGGAUGAAGAUGCCUAAUCAGAACCCGAAUCAGAAUGUUAAAGGUGUUAAAUUUGAUUUGCCUGAAGAUGAGGAUGAUUUUAGUGACGAUGAGUUGGAUGAUUUUGAUGAUGACGAUGAGUUUGACGAUGAAGAAGAUUUUGAUGAUGAAAUGGAUGAGUUGCCACCACCUAAUAAGAUGAAACCACCUAUGGCUAUGGGGAACGGCCCUCACAUGAUGAUGAAUGGGAAUCAUCCACAGCUUAUGAAUGCUAUGAAGGGCGCUGAUUUUAAUGGCGGUGGUGGUGGUGGAGGUGGUAACGGGAAGAAACCUGGUGGUGGAGGACCUAUGCCGGUUCAAAUUCAUGGUAUGGUUGGUGGAAAUGGCAACGGAGGAAAGAAUGGCGGAGGCGGUGGUGGAGGAAACAAAAUUAAUGGCGGUUUACCAGAGGCUAAAAAUGGUGGUGGUGGUGGAAACAAGAAUGGUGGUAAUAACAAUGGUAAUAAUCAGAAUAAUGGGGGUAAAAAAGGUAUUUCCAUGCCAAUGGGUGGGGGUGGUGGUAAUGUUCAAGCUAUGAACAAUGGAUUUCAAAAAAUGAUGGGUGGUGGCGGCGGUGGUGGAGGUGGUCAUCCUCACCCUUCUAUGGGUGGUGGUGGUGGCGGCGGCGGUGGUCAUCCUCACCCUUCUAUGGGUGGAGGUAAUGCCGGACAAAUGAGCAUGCCAAUGAAUCAAAUGGGUGGUAAUUUGCCUGCCGCCGUUCAAGGUCUCCCUGCAGGCGGCGGCUUUCAAGGCGGUGGUCCGGGUCCGGAAAUGAUGCAGGGAAAUCCUUACCAACAACAACAACAGCAACAUCAGCAGCAACAACAACAAUUAAUGGCAGCUGCUAUGAUGAACCAACAACGUGGUGCAAUGGUUGGAAAUGAAAGAUUUCAGCAACCAAUGAUGUAUGCAAGGCCACCACCAGCUGUGAAUUACAUGUACCCUCCCUACCCUUAUCCUCCUCCAGAUCCAUAUUCAAACUUUUUCAGUGAUGAAAAUACUUCAAGCUGCAAUAUCAUGUGA